Molecule: messenger RNA, 3129 nt
Organism: Menidia menidia (Atlantic silverside)
Lineage: Eukaryota; Metazoa; Chordata; Actinopteri; Atheriniformes; Atherinopsidae
Source: the annotation of a GenBank genome assembly
AUGAGCGCGGAGACAAAGCCGGACACCGAGCGGGAGGUGAUGAAGGAGGAGCAGCCAGCCCGCGGCCGGUGCCCGGAGCCCGCCGCAGCCCGGAGCCCGCCGGGACCCCGAACCCCGCCGUCCGUCGCCCGGGCUCCGGCUCCGGAGGCCCGCCGCGGAGGCAUGGGCUGCGCGCCCAGCAUCCACGUCUCUCAGAGCGGGGUGAUCUACUGCCGCGACUCGGACGAGUCCAACUCGCCGCACCAGACCGCCACCACCAUCUCGCAGGGCACCGCGGCCACGCUGCACGGGCUCUUCAUCAAGACCGACGCGGCCGAGAGCCUGCCCUCCGUCAUCGCCUACCAGAGCCACCGCCACUCGCGCAACAACUCGUGCCGCGAGCGCAGGGAGAACAGCGGGGGCCACGUCCGCAUCGAGGCCGAGACGCAGACCAGCCACACCAGCGUCAAGGUACGACCUGAGGUGGCCUUCAGGUCUGGCCAAAUCCCGUCCCUCUUUGUGGAGGUCUGGCUGCAGCCAGCCCCGUGUCCUAACCAUGAUCCUGUAGCGGACUGCCUGCGCUCUACAGGCAGCUUCCCUGUCCACUGUGGCGGAGAGGUCAUCACAAAAGCUGCCGUCGGGAUCGUGGGGAGGUCCAGAUAUUCGUUUUUGUGGAGGAAUAUUUCUGUGCUGCUGAUAUUAAGAGGAGGUGUUUCGUUUUGUGGAUUUAAAAUUGUGCCCGAGUGCAACUGUAAACGGGGAGGUUGUGAAAAGGAAAAGCAAUAUGCCAGUAUGCUUCUGGACGGCAAUGGUAAAAUGGUUUCCUCUACAGAAGAAUGUGUCGGACCAAUGAGACUGACACAGGAACCUAUUCAGGUGCUGCUGGUCUUUGCUAAGGAGGACAGCCAGAGCGAUGCCUUCUGGUGGGCCUGCGACCGCGCCGGCUUCAGAUGCAACAUCGCAGCCACGCCCGAGUCCGCCGCCGAGUGUUUCCUGGACAAACACCACGAGAUCGUCGUCAUCGACGGCCGUCACUCGCGCUACUUUGACCCCGAGGCCGUCUGCCGAAUGAUCCGGGCCACAAAGCCCUCUGAAAACACAGUCGUUUUAGCUGUCGUGCCACAAAAACUGCCUGACCAGGAGGAGCCAUCUGUUCUUCCUCUCCUCUGUGCUGGAUUUAGCAGAAGGUUUGUGGAGAACAGCAGCGUGUCAGCGUGCUACAAUGAGCUCGUACAGAUUGAACACGGAGAGGUGCGCUGCCAGUUCAAACUCAGGGCUUGCAACUCUGUUUUCACUGCUUUGGAGCACUGUCAGGAGGCGGUUGAGAUCACCAGCGAGGACCACAUAAUACAGUACGUGAACCCGGCGUUUGAGCGGAUGUUGGGCUACCACCGGGGGGAGUUGAUGGGGAAGGAGCUGACCGAACUCCCCAAGAGUGACAAGAACAGAGCCGACCUGCUGGACACAAUCAACACCUGCAUCAAGAAAGGAAAGGAGUGGCAGGGUAUCUACUACGCCAGGAAGAAGUCGGGGGACAGCAUACAGCAACAUGUGAAGAUCCUGCCCGUCAUUGGCCAAGGAGGGAAAAUAAGGCAUUUUGUAGCCAUCAAGAGACCUCACUUUGACAACAAUAAUCAGGUCCACAAGUUGAACAAAGAUGAGAGGUACUGUGGAGACCAUCCUCAGUCAGAGUGCCACUCGUUGCGUCACAGAGACAGGAGGAAAGACUCGAUCGACGGCAGAUCGAUCAGUUCCCGUGGCAGCGACGCUCCAAGUUUACAGAACCGAAGAUAUUCCUCCGUGGCCAGGAUUCAUUCAAUGACCAUUGAGGCGCCCAUCACAAAGGUAAUAAACAUCAUCAACGCCGCCCAGGAAAGCAGUCCGGUCACUGUGGCCGAGGCUCUGGACCGUGUGUUGGAGAUCCUCAGGACCACUGAGCUCUACUCCCCUCAGCUGGCCUCAAAGGAGGACGAUCCCCACACCAAUGACCUAGUCGGGGGGCUAAUGAGUGAUGGACUGCGGAGGCUCUCUGGAAAUGAGUAUGUUUUCUGCAAAAAUAUGAGCCAGAGCCAGCUGGCCAUCCCUGUUACUUUGAACGAUGUUCCUCCAUCCAUCGCGGAGAUGCUGAAUGACGAGGAGUGCUGGGAGUUCAACAUUCUGGAGCUGGAGACGGCCACACAUAAAAGGCCGCUGACGUACCUGGGGCUGAAGAUCUUCACCAGCUUCGGCGUGUGCGACUUCCUGAGCUGCUCGGAGGCCACGCUGCGCUCCUGGCUGCAGCUCAUGGAGGCCAGCUACCACUCCUCCAACUCCUACCACAACUCCACCCACGCCGCCGACGUGCUGCACGCCACCGCCUACUUCCUGCGCAAGGAGAGAGUCAAGAGCAGUCUGGACCAGCUGGAUGAGGUGGCGGCCCUGAUCGCGGCCACCGUCCACGACGUGGACCACCCGGGCCGGACCAACUCCUUCCUGUGCAACGCGGGCAGCGAGCUGGCCAUCCUGUACAACGACACGGCCGUGCUGGAGAGCCACCACGCCGCGCUGGCCUUCCAGCUCACCAUCCGCGACAACAAGAGCAACAUCUUCAAGAACAUCGACCGGAAUCAGUUCCGGACCCUGCGACAGGCCAUCAUCGACAUGGUUCUGGCCACGGAGAUGACCCGACACUUUGAACACGUCAGCAAGUUCGUCAACAGCAUCAACAAGCCAAUGGCUGCCAUAGAGGAGACCAGCACCAGUAGCAUCAACAGUGACUGCGAGGGCCAGGCUAACAUCCGGAACUCUCCGGAGAACCGCCUGCUGAUCAAGAGGAUGCUGAUCAAGUGUGCGGACGUGGCCAACCCCUGCAGGCCGCUGGAGCUCUGCAUCGAGUGGGCCGGCCGGAUCUCCGAGGAGUACUUUGCACAGACGGAUGAGGAGAAGAGACAGGGGCUGCCGGUGGUGAUGCCCGUGUUUGACCGGAACACCUGCAGCGUUCCCAAAUCCCAGAUCUCCUUCAUAGACUACUUCAUCACCGACAUGUUUGACGCCUGGGACGCCUUUGCCAGCCUUCCCGGUCUGAUGGAACACCUGUCGGAGAACUACAAGUACUGGAAGACCCUGGACGAGAUGAAGUGUAAGAGCCUGCGUCCUCCUCCUUCCUCCUGA